CGAGCAGGAUCCUGCCCAGAAGCUUGCUCACAGUACUUUCUCCUUGUGGUUCCAGCAGUGGCGAUAUCAUUUUGAGAUGAGACCAGUUGUCCGACAUGUUUAAUAUACAGUGCUAGCAAAGCUUCAAUUUGCAGACGCUGCUCAGCGUGCAAGGCAUGUCAGAGGAACGCUGUCGGCGAUCUUAGCGUAUCUGCUGUCCUUUGGUCGGGUACCCAGAGGGCCGUCGAUUUGGGAGCUACCGAAUUAUGAUAAUGAUUGGCGGUCUCCAGAUGAUGGGUUUUCUGGAACCAAGGCUUCAUAUACGUUUGGUGUCUUGUUGACCGAUGUGAAGAAUGAUGCGAUGUCUAUACACUGGCUUCAGCCGUCCAAGAACUUCGGCGGCGAGGGUAUCCAAGCCAGGGUUGGCACGUACUCGGUGCGACAUCUUCUGAAUCGGGUGGGCAUUCUACACGAUGGUGGUCCUAGACUGGCGGGGCUUUUGAUUGCUAUCGCGGUGGGCGGUGCUUGGGCCUGGAGUUGCGAGGCCACCUUGGCGGAGCAUCGUAGCAAGAGCGAGGCCGAGUUGACGGACUUCUUGCACUGUGCGACGAUGUACGGCGGUUGCUGAGACAUCCUUUUCAUAGGUCAUGGGCGCGCAGCUGUAACAAGGAUUUGCAAUUUUUCGAUGCCAGUGCUUCGUUCUUUCCGUCAGCUAUUUCUCCACGCGAAGCAUUUUACGUAUUUUGGCUUCGAGGUUUGGUUCCGGUAGUAUGGGCACGCACGCCUGAUCCUCAGUUUGCGGAGGAUGAGAUUCGCAGCGGCUAUUCAGCAGACUCAGCCCGGUUGUCGACCACGUCUUUCAGUUGAGGCUCCAGCCGUCGUGUUCGGCGAUGCCAGCGCCGACCCGCGACGGCGCAGCGUACCAGUGGGAGCGACUGUUAUCUCAAGCUUCGAACCCCCUAGUGGGUGGCGCUCACAUCGCUGGUGCUUUGUCGGGCAGUGAGCAGACGGUCCCCAGAAGGGAGCAGUACAUUCUAUGGCUUGCUUUACAAGCCAGUGCUGGGCCCAGUCACGACACCCCAGACUGCGAACAUGUAUAUCGUGGAUGGUAUCAUGGCUGGCAGUCUGCCCUUGUGGGGGCGACGCGGACAUCUGGGUUCACAUUCACGUGCUGGUGGCCACGAGGGACGUGACUGAUGUUUAGGUCGGGUUCGCUCGUUCUCACCUGACUGGAAGUGAUAUUGUUGACGGGCGUGUGGGGAGAUGGAAGGUUGUUGGUAACGCCAUCAUCGACGAGCUGGUUCGUGCGAUGGCGACGGACGUUCGAUUUGGUCCCGAUGUGCGCCAUCACAUCCCGGACAUCGACCGCCAAUCCUUUCUGGCGAGGCACAGCCUGAUCAUCGCGGCCGCAGACUCCAUGGCCAGCGUCAUCCAGGAUUUGAAAUGGAGGAAGAUGAGCGACGCCCCCCUCCCCUUCUCCCUCCUCCUCGAAUGUGAACUUUCAGUUUCCCCGACCUGUUACGCUUUCCGACGACAACUGCCGUACACGCAAGCGUUUAAAUUCGGCCCCCUUGAAGCGCCUGGAGGCCUGGAAAAAAGACAGCCCCUGGCCGUUAUUUCACGCCCCUGAAUCUCAAUGGGGGGUUUCAAACGGUGCCUUUAGGACUUAGGUUGCACGUGGCUGCUGACUGGGUGCACGAAUCGCACGCGCUAAAGGUACGCAUGCAGCUGUGGGUUUUCGCCAGUCAACAGACACGUAACCUCCACAAGCCCUGUGGUCGAGCCACCCCGACAGGAGAAGGGUAUUCCAGGUCGAUCCGUCAAGGUCAGUGGUUUAAUUUCCUAAGACUGGCUGAGAAGGCGAAGAGCUCUGGUGCGAGGCGCGGUCGUCCUCCCUCAGCCUAGGCUUCCUUGAUUUCAGUUAUUGAAUAAACAUUUUGAUUAUCAUUCGCUUGAUCGACCUUCGGCUCUCCGGCCCGAUCCUCCUCCCCG
Prorocentrum cordatum is the source of this 1971-nucleotide messenger RNA. NCBI's taxonomy places the organism in Eukaryota, Dinophyceae, Prorocentrales, Prorocentraceae. The record is from the annotation of a GenBank genome assembly.